Messenger RNA from Closterium sp. NIES-67, 3575 nucleotides. Lineage: Eukaryota; Viridiplantae; Streptophyta; Zygnematophyceae; Desmidiales; Closteriaceae. The record is from the annotation of a GenBank genome assembly.
AAAUUGGGGAAGCUUGGUUUGGGCAUGUCCCAAGCGUGCGUCCGAAUGCGCAGGUGGUUUGCGUUUCGGAAGGAUCAAAUAACUCCGCAAAGCGGUUCGGUAGGGUAUUGGCAAAAAACCCGGAGACUCGAUGAGUUGCACUGCACCAAGUCUGAACUUCGCAUAAUUGAAAGAACAAGAGGGGAGAAAGCUGUGGUACGAGGCUAGGAAACUGGUCCAUGCGGGAGCGAGAGGAACCAGCUGGCAAGGCAGCGCCGUAGCAGCUGCACAGUCAGUUGAAACACUCCGUCGGCUCGGCAGUCAGCAGGCAUUGUGGGACUACUAGACGUUGCAGUCCUCGCGAAGGCCUCGUCUCCGUGCUACUACUCCGUCCCACCCAGCCCACUUUAUGCUAGUCCAGCUACUAGUAGCCACGUUAGUUACGUUAGCUUGUAACUGAGCUAAGCUGCUGAGGUUCGGAUCUCCGUUCUGAUUUGUUAGGCGGGGUAUUUAUUCAUUAUAUAUUAUCACUCAUUCGGGCGAGGAAAUUGCAUCAGCGUCCUGAAGUCUCGAGGGGACUCAAGCGUUCUGACGAAAUCAUAUCCUGGUUGCAUCGCCUGACUGGACAGCAGCGAGAGUGACGUGGCGUCAUAUCUGGUCGUAAACGCUUUUAUUCGGUCAAAGUCGAGUCUUCUCCCGACGGACAUUCCACCCCGUGGUUCACCGUGUUGCGACUACUAGGUCUCGCAUUUCGAUUGGCCUUCGUACUAGAACCUCUCCCCAAUGGCGUCAGGCCAGCACGGGUUCUAUUUUGACGGGGAUUUCGACCACAUAACGGAGGAGCACGGGGAAGGGGGGGAACGACCCGCGCCAGGUCAGCGCCAUCCGCACCCCGCCCCGCAGCACCCUCCGCACGCCUCCCACCCGCAGCACCAGCAGUACCAGCCAGAUCAUUCCCGCCACUCCGCGCACCACUCACAGGCGCACCGGCAUCGCGCGGCGGGCGGCGCGCAGCCGCGGGCUCCGCCGCCGACCGGGAGCUACGGCAUCGCGGGGUCGCGCGGAGCUGCGGGCGGCGGGAGCGGAAGCAUGGGGGCGAGGGCAGUAGGGCGGAGCGGCAGCAUGGGGAGAGCGGGGAGAGCGCAGGGUGGUACGAUUACUAGUAGCAGUAGUACUGGUAGGUAUCACGAUGACGAAGAUCUGGAUGAGGAGGAGGGUGCGGACCCAGGGUCCGUACAGGACCGGCCGUCGUUCCAGCAGCGAGCGCAUUGGCCGCAAAGCUACCGUCAAUCCAUGGACGUGUACAGCCACAUGGCGUCGCCCAGCAUCCCGAAGCUCUUCAGCCCUCUGACGCACCGUCUCAGCGGGGCCCUCACCUCCCCGCACCCCUCCUUGUCCUACCGCGGCAAGUCCCCGAUCCUCUCUGACUCGAGCUACACCCAGCCGUCGCUGCAGCAGGGACUGCUGCCCCAGCAUCAGCAGCAGCAGCACUACCAGCAGCAGCAGCAGCAUCAGCAGCAGCAGCAGCAGCAUCACCAGCAGCAGCAACACAGGAAGAUCUCUCCAGACGGCCAGCUCUUGAUUGGCGCCGAUGGGCGUGUGGCCGAAACAGUGGCACCUGCCAUUCCUGAGCUGGGCAGGCGUGGCGGAGGGAAAGGGGCGGCGGAGGAGGAGGAGGAGGAAGACGACGAGGACGAGUAUUACGACGGGGAGGAGGACGGGGAGGAGGAGGAGGAUUACGAGGAUGCGGAAAUGUACUAUGAGUUGCAAGGCAAGGGGAGCACCUUCAUGCAGGCGAUGUUCAACGGAGUGAAUAUCCUAGCGGGGGUGGGGGUGCUCUCAACGCCGUACGCGCUCAUGCAGGGGGGGUGGGCGGGGCUGCUGCUGCUGGUCCUGCUGGCUGCGAUCUGCUGCUACACGGGCCUGGUGCUGCGGUUCUGCCUGGAUAGCGAACCGGGGCUGGAGACGUACCCUGACAUAGGCGAGGCUGCGUUUGGGCAGAUGGGGCGGCUGCUCAUAUCGAUCGUGCUUUAUGUGGAGCUAUAUGCAUGCUGUGUGGAGUUUCUGAUCCUAGAGGGCGACAACCUGGGGGCUAUGUUCCCGCAGCUGGGUCUGUCCGUGCUGGGAGUGCCGCUGACGUCGCGCCAUGUGUUUGUGCUCGUGUCGGCGCUCUGCAUCCUGCCCACCAUGUACCUGCGCGACCUCAGUCUGCUCUCCUACGUCUCAGCGGGCGGGGUGGUGGCGUCAGUGGUGGUGGUAUCGUCAGUGGCGUGGGUGGGGGUGGCGGAUGUGGGGUUCCACCAGUCAGGCCCGCUGCUCAACCUGUGGGGCAUGCCGGUGACCAUCGGGCUGUUUGGCUUCUGCUACUCGGGCCAUGCUGUCUUCCCCAACAUCUACAUGUCCAUGCGCAACCGCAACGACUUCAACAAAGUGCUCUACUGCAGCUUCCUCCUGUGCACGCUCAUCUAUGGCGGCAUGGCAGUGAUGGGCUUCACCAUGUUUGGGGCCGCACUGGAAAACCAGAUCACGCUCAACCUGCCGCGCCAGUUCAUCGCCUCCAAGAUUGCCAUCUGGACCACAGUUGUGAAUCCCUUCACCAAGUACGCGCUCUCCAUGACGCCGGUGGCGCUGUGUCUGGAGGAGCUUCUCCCCUUGGACCCUCUCUCCCCGGGCUACCGCCGCGCCUCCCUCGCCAUCCGCACCGCGCUCGUCGUCUCCACUGUCGCCGUUGCGCUGCUCGUGCCCUUCUUCGGUUACGUGAUGGCGUUUAUCGGUUCCUUCCUUAGUAUGACUGUGUCUGUCAUGCUGCCCUGUGCCUGCUACCUUCGCAUCCUCGGGCCUAAAGCCACGCUCUCCCAGCACCUGCUGUGCUAUCUGCUCAUCAGCAUAGGCUUCGUCUGUGCCACAGCUGGCACGUACGCAUCAGUGAAGGGCAUUAUAGAGAGCAUGGGGGGAGGCGCAGAGGGCAACAGCUUGCUCCAUCACACCGCUUCUAUCGUCUCCUCGUCCCCGGCGGCUUUAGUCUGAACUGAAAACCCUGCCUCGUGUUCAGAGGCUGGUUUUACAUUCCGAGGGCUUGAGGCUGGUUUGUUCUUUAGCUAGUAAGGCUCUCAGAACGAGGGCUGCCGAGUGCUACUGUAUGACUCACUGGUCCUGAAACUCCCUGCACUGGUCCGCACCGGUGAGUUGUGCGCAGCUGUGGGCUCAUGGCUUUAAGCAGACCUGAGAAGCAGGGUCUUCUGCAACAGCAAGGUUCAGUCCGCCGCAUCGCAUCGCACUAGGCUGGUGACGGCAAGAUGCUACCGGUAUUCAUUUUUUGAGGAGGGGCACUUGAUUCUUGAUUGUGCUGUUGACCUUCACCUGCUUCCAUCUGUAGAGCUGUGUUGAGAUGUAGACGGAUUGCACACAGGUGGGCUAUGGAGGCCUUGUUUCCAUUAAGUCUGUUGGUCAGUACAACAAAACGAACCCCAUAGGGCGAGCCUGCGUUUGGGAGUGGAAGGGAGCGUGAUUAGAUAAAGAACACUGUUAAGGUUAUGCUAGGCAGCCACCUUCACCUGCUGCCAUCUGCUAGACAGCUGUAUCCGAAUGACUAAGUU